Messenger RNA from Opisthorchis viverrini, 468 nucleotides. RefSeq lists its product as hypothetical. The record is from RefSeq and is a predicted model, not a curated record. The coding region runs from base 1 to 468 and encodes 155 amino acids. The transcript is spliced from 4 exons. Lineage: Eukaryota; Metazoa; Platyhelminthes; Trematoda; Opisthorchiida; Opisthorchiidae.
AUGACACACAAGAGUAGUGGGGAAUUAAAAACGACUGUUCACCGGAAACCAGCGGACAGUGGUGCCAUCUUAGACUACUCAUCUGCACAUCCAAAGGCAGUAAGUGUUAGGCAGAAUUCCAUACAGAUACCGGUUUACUGCUCACAGUUAGGUGCCGCUAUGGCCGAGAAGCCUAUCCCGCACAAGAUUGGUCAAAGUUCGGACCGCUUCCCGGUCCCGCAUCAUGUAUUUGCCGAAUUUCGGUUGCCAAUAUCGUACCCAGAGGAUAUUAUAAGUCGCAGAAUAUUGUCAUGGCUUGCACUUUAUAUACGACGCGCUGUACAGAGGAAUAACUCACCCUCGGUAGAUGAACUGAUUACACUGCAUAGGUUGCGCUGGCUUGACCACGUGCCGCGUAUAUCAGUCGACCGACUCCCUCGAAGGGCCCUUUUCGCACCACCACGUGAAGGGUAUAAGAGAGGCGGUUAA